Messenger RNA from Belonocnema kinseyi, 1662 nucleotides. RefSeq names its product flightin (gene fln). The record is from RefSeq and is a predicted model, not a curated record. The coding region runs from base 133 to 585 and encodes 150 amino acids. The transcript is spliced from 3 exons. Lineage: Eukaryota; Metazoa; Arthropoda; Insecta; Hymenoptera; Cynipidae.
UAAAAUAAAAGCAAGAAACAUGGCAAGGGGCAUCGGGCGUGAAGAGAAACUCGAGGGUGUUUUUUGAGAAUCAGUCGGUGCAGGUGCUUCGAACGUUGCGGGUUAGCUUAACAGAACUAAAAAAACGAAAUAAUGGAUGACGAACCAACGUGGGAUUUGGACGAUAUACCCGCUGCCGAUGAACCUGCAGCAGGUGAAGCAGCUGUAGAAGGGGAUGUUGCUGCAGAAGCUGCAGCUCCCUCCGGCCCCCGAGAAAAAUGUGCCCCGCCUCAUUAUACUUACCACUGGGUUAAGCCACUCGUCCUCAACUAUCGCUACAUUGACGAUUACAGACUAAAUUAUUACAACGAUGUAAUCGACUGGAUGGACAAACGAAACAAAGGAAUUUAUCGUGACAAACCAAGGGCCCAGGAAUGGUCAGAAAGAGCACUUCAAAUGUAUACCCUCAAAAAUAAAAAUCCAAGCAUCAAACGAACAGCAGACAUGCGAGAUAUGAUAACCACUUCCAAAAAGGAAUUUAAGACCAGAUACUACAGUUAUCAUACACGAGCAUUCUACAGUCUCAAAUACCAGAAAAUUCUUUAAAAGACUCUUUAAAAGUGGCAUAUUCUCGCGAUUUUGAAGAAAGUGCAACAUUCACCCCUUAAAACAAUAAAAAAAUAUUAUUAAAAUUGAAAAAGCAUAAUUUUUAUUUAUUGUAAAAGAAUGUCCCAAUACUCAACAAAUUCUGAAAGAAACAUAUAAUACUAUUUAUCCAGAAGAAAUAAGUAUAAAAUUUUCGAUUUUAUGUUGCACCAGCUUCGAAUUACGAUUUUGUAUAUUCAAUGGCAAAUUUAUUAUUUUAAUUAUUAUCUAUCCCUUAUUGUUAUUUGAUCUUAGCUAACAUCUUUAUUAUUAUUCAAUGAAUACAUUGUUUCUGUAUUUCACGCGUGAAAAUACAGAUUGCUUAUUAUUAUCAUCAUCAGUUAUUAUUAUACUUUUAAUUGUUGUGAAAUAUUAUCGAUUGUUAUUAUAAGACUUGAAACUGUUUUGCAAGGACAGUCCCUGCAUCCGAGCAUUUUUGGUGGAACGACUGAAUUCAUUUGGAUGAUUUUUAUGUGCAUUUAAGAGCAGAGAUGGAAUCCUGAUCUCCAUUAAAUUUUCAGUGGAUCCAAAAAUAAAGCUGGAAAUUUAAUUUGAGAUUUAUAGACAAGUCUGUUAUUUAGCAAUGUGAUCCGAAAUUAUUAUUUACGUGAAAUAGUGGGACUGUCCUCGUAAAGAAUCAAAAUAGGAUCGAUGGAUAUUGUCCCAGGCAAACAAAAUGUUGCGAUUUGUGAUUAUAAUUUGAAUUCCGGACCCUUAAGAUGAACAAGUUUUUUUUUAAUUGUCUGGAGACUUCUGGAUCGAUUUUUUCAAAUUGAAUGAUUCGAAUGUAAUACCUCAGUUAAGUUUUAGCUUAAAACCUGAUGACUUUUCCUUCGGAGAAUAAAUUUUUAUUUGCGGAAAGAAAUUUUGAGACGGUAGUAUUAAGAAGCUUUUUGAUUUUCUGAAUGAGGAAACUUCUUACCGUCUGAUUACACAGAGCUUUUGAUUUUGAGGGAUUAUUUUCGACUCGUUCCUUCACUGAUUAGAAUAUUAUUUAUUGUAAAAAAUCUAAAAUAUACUGGUCUUCGAAAUUUAAAA